AUUUUGGUAUCAACUUCAUAGUUUGGUCUAAUAAGAGAAUUGUAGUGUUGGGAAACGCUUGUGCGAAAUUUGUUUAAUUGUUUGAGUUCUGAGGUAUUAAUCUCGAACUCAAUCAUCCAUUUGCAUUUCGUUGGUGUCUCCCACCUACAUCUCUUCGUUUUCUCUCUUCUCUUCUCUUUUUUUUUUUUAGCAACCAAUUCGUUGGUGAAUAAGAAUACCAUGUCGAUGGAACUCCUCUAGUUUUAAUUUGCUUGAUUUGAUCAGCUUUUUCAAACCAAAAAAGGGUUAAAAAAACAAUCUUUUAUAAAUUAAAAAAGAUGGGGAGCAACAUUGAGGAAAGCCAAGAUGAUGUUCAAGUACUCAAGGGAAAGAAAGGUUCUAGCCUGAAGUUGAGGCGACAUGAUUCCUUAGAUGUGGAAGCCAGCAGGAUGCCCGAUGCCAAAAAGGUAGUGGGAUUGUCUGUGAUGCUAAAACUGGCAUUCCAAAGCAUAGGAGUGGUGUAUGGAGAUAUUGGAACGUCACCAUUGUACGUGUUUUCAUCCAUCUUUCUUGGUGGAAUAAAGCACGAAGAAGAUGUACUAGGCGCUCUCUCUCUCAUCUUGUACACGAUCACCUUAAUCCCUGUCGUGAAGUACGUCUUUAUUGUUCUCCAAGCUAAUGACAACGGAGAUGGGGGUACGUUUGCCUUAUAUUCAUUGAUAUGCCGAUAUUCCAAGGUGGGAUUGAUUCCAAGUACAAUGGCAGAAGACAAGGAUGUGUCGACUUUUAAACUUGAUAUGCCCGAUAGACGUACACGUCGGGCAUCUCAGCUUAAGUCGAUGCUAGAAAAGAGCGAAUUUGCAAAGUUCUUUCUGCUAUUUGCCACAAUGCUUGGUACUUCCAUGGUUAUUGGAGAUGGUGUCCUAACGCCCUGUAUUUCAGUUUUGUCUGCUGUUGGAGGAGUCAAAGCAGCUGCUCCAGACGUCAUGACUGAAAACAGGAUCGUUUGGCUUGCAGUAGCCAUCUUGAUAGUGCUGUUUAUGUUUCAAAGAUUUGGAACUGAAAAAGUUGGCUACACAUUUGCACCUAUACUUUGUUUAUGGUUUGUAUUGAUUGCUGGCAUUGGCGUUUACAACUUCGCGAUCUACGAUGCAACUAUUAUCCGAGCUCUUAAUCCUAUGUACAUCGUAGCCUAUUUUCAGAGGAACGGAAAGGAGGCUUGGAUUUCCCUUGGUGGAGUUGUUAUGUGCAUAACAGGAGCUGAGGCACUGUUUGCAGAUGUUGGUCAUUUUAGUGUUCGAUCUAUACAAGUAAGUAUGUGCUUUGUUACAUACCCGGCUCUCAUAUUAGCAUACCUUGGUCAGGCUGCCUAUUUAACGAAACACACUGAGGAUGUUGCUGAUACUUUCUACAAAUCCGUACCACAGAGUAUAUAUUGGCCAAUGUUUGCGGUGGCAGUGUUAGCGGCUAUCAUUGCAAGUCAAGCCUUGAUUUCCGGGACAUUCGCUAUAAUCCAGCAAUCCCUGGCAUUAGGAUGCUUUCCUCGUGUUAAAAUUGUGCAUACAUCAUCCAAACAUCACGGACAAAUCUACAUUCCUGAAAUCAAUAACCUUCUCAUGAUCUGUUGUGUUCUUACCACUAUUGGAUUCAAGACUACCGAAAAGCUUGGCAAUGCUUAUGGAAUAGCGGUGGUGUUUGUGAUGUUCCUAACAUCGUGCUUCCUCGUACUAGUUAUGAUCAUGAUAUGGAAAACUCACAUUCUUCUUAUAAUCGCCUAUUGUCUAUGCAUUGUUUCGGUUGAGCUUAUAUUUCUAAGCUCAGUCCUGUACAAGUUUGAUCAAGGCGGUUACCUUCCACUGGCUUUCGCUAUGUUCCUAAUGCUUAUCAUGUACGUGUGGAACUAUGUGUACCGAAAGAAAUAUCACUACGAGCUAGAAAACAAGAUCUCUCCUGAAAAAGUUAAGGAAACCGUGGACCAGACGAAUUCACAUCACCGCCUUCCAGGGCUUGCAAUUUUCUACUCUGAACUUGUUCAUGGAAUUCCACCAAUCUUCAAGCAUUAUGUGGAGAAUGUGCCUGCUUUACACUCUGUCCUUGUCUUCGCUUCUGUCAAAUCACUUCCCAUAAGCAAAGUGCCACUAGAAGAAAGGUUCCUCUUCCGCAGGGUGAAGCCAUAUGAUCUCUACGUGUUCCGAUGUGUGGUAAGAUAUGGAUACAAUGACAUACGUAAUGAGGAAGAGCCCUUCGAGAAAUUAUUAGUAGCGAGGCUAAAACACUUUAUCAAGGAAGAUUACAUGUUCUCCAUUCAAGCAAACGGAGACGAUCAAGGAGAGGCUGCUUCCUUAAUUGAGAAGGACGUCGAGCUGCUUGAGAGAGCUUCUAAUACAGGAGUGGUUCAUUUGGUAGGAGAACAAGACAUUAUCGCUGGCAAGGGAUCUGGUGUAGCAAAAAGAGUGGUGAUCAAUUAUGCAUACAGUUUCCUCAAAAGGAACUUAAGGCAGAGUAACAAAGUAUUUGAUAUACCAACUAAGCGCAUGUUGAAAGUUGGAAUGACAUGUGAGCUUUAGGAUGUUUUUUUUUUGAAAAAACUAAGGUUUAAAAUAAAUGUGCGGAGGCAACAAGGAGAGGCACCCUACAAUAUUCAACUUCCAUCAAUCAAAAGGUGCUUGCACAAGAAAAAAAUGUUUUGUUUCGUAGUUUUUACUUUGUUUUGUUUGGAUUUUAUAUGGGAUAAGUACUUAUGAAAUUUUGUAAUAGGAUAAGCUAAGUAUUUUAUUUUGUUUUGGAGAAAGAGAAGAUCAAGAUAUGUCUAGAUAAGAAAACAAAUUAGCUAGGGUAGUUGUUUUUGGCUAGCAAAGCAUUUUUGUUUUAUCUUGUACUAUCUUGUAAACGUUUUGUCAGUUUAUAUAUGAUAUAAUAUAUUAGAAUAAAUAGUUAAUUAAAAAAAAA
This is a messenger RNA of Lycium barbarum (goji berry), 2928 nucleotides long. Its product is annotated as potassium transporter 5-like. The transcript has 8 exons. Lineage: Eukaryota; Viridiplantae; Streptophyta; Magnoliopsida; Solanales; Solanaceae. Gene Ontology annotation, biological process: potassium ion transmembrane transport. Gene Ontology annotation, cellular component: membrane. Gene Ontology annotation, molecular function: potassium ion transmembrane transporter activity. The coding region runs from base 318 to 2546 and encodes 742 amino acids. The record is from RefSeq and is a predicted model, not a curated record.